Messenger RNA from Knipowitschia caucasica, 153 nucleotides. The record is from the annotation of a GenBank genome assembly. Lineage: Eukaryota; Metazoa; Chordata; Actinopteri; Gobiiformes; Gobiidae.
AUGCUUUAUCUACACACGAGGCCGAAGAAAGAGACCUGCGAACUGAAGCAUGUGAACGGCAGCGAGAGCACAUAUGGAAGUGUGCAGUUCUACUACAAGGAAGGAAGAAUCUGUGACCUGACCCCAGGCCCGGUUCAGUGUUUGUUCUGCUGA